Molecule: messenger RNA, 597 nt
Organism: Ustilaginoidea virens
Lineage: Eukaryota; Fungi; Ascomycota; Sordariomycetes; Hypocreales; Clavicipitaceae
Exons: 3
Coding region: 1-597 (198 amino acids)
Source: RefSeq, a predicted model, not a curated record
AUGCGUGUCGCCGUAGCUUUUGUCGCCUUGGCUGUUGCCUCUGCGCAGGCUCAGGCCAGCUACAAUUAUACCAGCGAGCUUGACAUGACCAUCGACCCCAACACAGUCAGUCAAACUCAACGGGCUACUUGGUGCCAGGGCCAGACCAACACCUGCAACCUUCUCUGCAAUGCCAAUUCCGAGAGCAACAGCUGUUCAGAGACGGAUCUCAAAUGGAAAUGCACUUGCGCCUCCAACUCGUCCACUCCUGGCAUCCAGUACUACAAGCAGACCAUGCCCUUCUACAUUUGCCAGACCCUCUUCAGCCAGUGCAUCCAGAAAAAUGCCGGUGACCAGCGUGGCCAGGACACCUGCACCAAGAACAUCCAAGCCCUCUGCGCCACCUACGACCCUCCUAAGGCGCCGGUCCAGGACAGCGGGAGCAACAGUCCUUCGCCGACUAAUGGCGGCAGCAGCACUGCCGCGCCUACCGCCAGCAGUACCGGUGACAGCAAGGUGACCUCGACCAGCUCUCACGGUCUUGCGGGCCCUACUUUGGCACCGGUUGGCAAUGGCGCCUUGGUCGCUGCCGUGGGCCUCGUGGCCUACCUGCUCUGA